CGAAGGCGGUAACAUCAAUGGUCGUAGUGAUAACGAAUAAUACCAGCAGCAUGGAUAGUAACGGUUGUGGUAGUCGUGAGGAACAGUAAGAACGUUGUUGUUACUGUCUGUCGGUAGCGAUGUGUUCAAGAACUUCUCUGUUUCUUCAGAAUCGGACGUUGCUUAUUUAGCGGAACCCAACACUUGAGAUGGAGAAUGGUUAAAUUAUAGUGGCAAGAGCAGCAGUAGCAGAAGCACCACCACCACCAUCAACAACAAGUGAAAGAGAGAGAGAGCAUUUUUAUUCGAAUUUUGCUAUCGAAGUUAGGAAAAGUUGGUGGAAAAAAAAAGUUAGGCAAUUACCAAAAGUUAGAGAAUUAAAUUUGAAGCACAACAACAUGAUGAUGAUGAUAUGAUGAUGACGAUGGGGAUGCUGACGAAGACGACGACGAUAAUGAUGAUGAUGAUGACGGUGAUAACUUAAGAAGUUGGAACAGAAAACUUUUCCACGCGAAGUUUUAAGGGAGACCACGUCGAGAUAUGUGGAAACUGUUGAAAGAAACUACUAGAUUCUGGAUUAUUUCCUAACAAAAGAAACUCGAUUUUACUUACACACUUACUUCUUCUUCCUCUUCUUCUUCUCACUACUACUACUACUGAAAACUUUGACCUAAAUUAUUUAAAGUUUAAGGGACAAUUACACACAUUAUCAUAUGUUCUUUCAAAUUUAUAGUUUUCAUAUUUUCUCUUUAAUUUGAAAAUAAGAUAAAACUCUUUCGAAAAUUUCAAUUAAGAAUUUCGUUGCGUACUGCAUUCAAAGUACAUCUCUUUAAAAGUACAAAAGGGAACUUUGUUUUUAUCCACGGACCUACCGAAAUACAAUGUGAUGUGAAGUCGUAUGAACUGGAAAAUUACAAGGCUUUCUUAUAAAUAGUGAAAUUAGCUUCCAAAAAUUCAUCUUGGAUUUGAUAAACUUUUCUAAUUUAAAUAUCUACAAAAAGAAAAUCAAAUAAAAUGGUAUAGAAUUAAUAAAUAUCGUUUCCCUUCUGUAUAUAUUGGUAAAGAAGGAAGUUGUAUUAAUUUAAAUGAUUGUCAAUAAAAGUUAUUUUUGUGUGUGUGUGUGUCUGUAAAAAAAAACUGUUAUAAACUCAAAUACAUUUAUUACAACACACGACAAAAAUAACAGUUGGAAAAGAUAAUAUCUUUUUUUUUUCAUUAAUUCCGACCAACUUCAAAAACACCGAAAAAGUACAAAAAUAAAAAAUAAAAAAGGAAAAGAAGAGAAAAGAACUUUUAAAACCUCUUCCGGUUUAUUUAUGAACUUUGAGGAUUUCAGUUGCUCCCUUACUACUUUCUUUCUACCCGACUUAGCUUUCAGCUAUACGGGUAUCAUGCAGUUUGAUCUGAAGUCAGAUAUCGAGAUAUGAUGAACGGGUUGAUAGUUUUCGAAGUUAUCUUGUUAUCAUGUGUAGUGGUUUCCCUGAUGACCCCUACUUCUGUCCCACCUGACUGUACGUUUCGCGUCGACGCAUGCGAACCUUUGAAAAGCAAUGUUUGUUUAGGGGCCCAAGUUGACUUCACUCAUACAUCAACCGUAUUUCUGAGAAACGGCGAUAACGACAGUUCGACCGUGACACAAGAAGAGAUUCAACAGAAGUUACAACUAUGGAAGGGACUCCAGAAUUUCCACAAGUGUUGGUCGGUGGUCCAGCAUCUCUUGUGUUCGGUCUAUGUACCGAAAUGCGAUCCGAACACGUCUAAAGUUGAAUAUCCCAGUCGCGAGUGGUGCCAAAGCGCCGAAAAACAAUGUAGAAUUGUAGAGACUUUUAACAAGAAUCAGGGAUGGCCAUCCUUCCUACGAUGUCAGGCCAAUCACUUUAAGGAAUCGUGUAAGAAUACUGGUUACCAGAAAGUGACCUUCAACAGUACGGGUGUGUGCAGUUGGCCCCUCAUAAAUACCAAUAACUCUGCCACUUGGUACGGCGACAUAGAAGGCUGUGGUCUGCAAUGCAAGAACCCGCUCUACACAGACAGGCAACACAACCAGGUCCACGUCUUCAUUGCUGUUCUGGGGACCCUUUCGUUGUUGUCUUCUUUGUUCACCGUGCUAACCUUCCUGAUCGACUGGAAGAAUGCCAGCCGCUAUCCUGCCCUCAUCCUGUUUUUCAUUAACAUCUGCUUUGUGAUGGGCAGCAUUGGAUGGUUGGCCCAGUUUGCUGGAAAUGCUCGAGAGGAUAUCGUAUGUAAUGCUGAUAAAACUGUACGGAUUGGUGAACCGCAACCAGGUUCUGGUGAGAGUGCUUCCUGCAGCAUCAUAUUCCUCCUCAUCUACUAUUUCACAAUGGCUGGCGUUGUCUGGUUUGUCAUGCUCUCCUACGCCUGGCACACAACAUUCAAGGCCCUUGGUACACCCCGUGACAUACUCAGUGGUAAAACUGCCUAUUUCCACAUCAUUUCGUGGUGUGUCCCUUUGGUGCUCUCCAUCACCUGCCUUGCAUCUUCAGAAAUCGAUGGUGAUUAUAUAUCUGGUAUAUGUUUCGUUGGCUAUGUCAACCGUGGAGUACGUGCUGGAUUUGUUCUUGUACCAAUUGCCAUAGUCCUUAUCUUAGGACUCAAUUUUAUGGUCAGAAGUUUAUGUACUCUAAUCAGCGUGAAGAAGGAGACACCGGACUUUAUUGGAGACAAAGCCACUGCCAAGAUCCAGGAGACAAUCAUUAGAAUUGGAAUGUUCUCCGGUCUUGCAGUGCUGUUCGUCUGUGUCACCUUUGCUGUCCAUACGUAUAUAUUUGUCUGGGAGGAAGACUGGCGGAAGAAUCUCAAGAAUUAUGUCAUGUGUAAAGUGGAAGCAACGGUGACCAACAUGACUACAUCAGUUUGUGACUCGCUGUUUGAGAACAAACUCAGCCUCGUCGCUACGGAGAUUCACAUCUUCUCAUUCUUCGGUGCCGGAAUAGUCAUGAGUUCCUGGUCUUGGAAUAAAGCAUCUCUUUCUGCCUGGGAACGAUUCCUACGCAAAGUAUUCCGUAAACCAUCCAGUCGUACGGUGAAGCUGAAACGGCACAAAAUGAUUGCUAAAGCAUUUGCUAAGAGGAAGGAAAUAAACAGUGGUCGCUUUUCCAUCAGUUUCUACAGCACCCAUGAUGACCCCUUAGGGAUGAAGUUUGAUUUAAAUAGUGUCAGCUCCGGAGAUGUUUCUUCUGAGUUUGCUGCCAACAUGCCAAAAUUGGUUCGAAGACGUGGAGGUAUGUUUCAGCCCAUGGCCGGAACCCUGAGGAGAUAUUCGGACUCUGAUGUCGCAUCAGUGACGUCACGGAUAUUUUCCAUGGAAAACAGUGAUGGGGAGAAAAUAGAUGAUGGGAACGAUCAAAAACUGAAGAAGAAAAAGAAGAAGAAGAAACGUUUUUCUAACAACCGUGUCAAACCUCAGUUGACCCCUUUGGUUUUAGCCAUGCAGAAAGGGGCACAGGAGUUCCUUCGGAGCAGUAAAAGACACAAGCGUCGUGGUAGUGAUACGUCUGGUAUCAGUCGGGCUUCGGCUCAGAGCAUCCAUUUCUCUCUCGACCGAAACAGCAGCGCUGAUGCUCUGUCUAUUUCUUCGAUGAAACCAAAUUCGGAAUUGAACAUUCAUAAAAUCCACAAGACAGAAACAAAAUCUAAAAGAGUGACAAACUUUGCUAUUUUCACAGCGAAUUCUUUAUUGCCGGGAUCUGUACAAGACAACGAUGGCCCACAAGGGACGAAUUUAGCCAUGGGAGACAUGACCGCCGGUCAUUCAUCCUGUACGCAGUGUGGUGCCCAAAGUGUUUUCCCACCUGAAAUUGCCAUUUUUAACAUAGAAGACGAAACUUCAUCAACCACUUCUUCUUCUUGCUGAUUCCUGCCAAAACUCCAAUUUCACCAAAGACAUUUCUAUCAGUUCCCAGAUAACAUUGCAUCUUUUGAGACGUCCUACAAACAGAGGGUACUUGAGUUUCAUUUCUCAAGUCCCUCGUAAGGACUGGAGGUUAAUGUCUCUUAUUUUUUUGUUUUGUCUCCAGUUCUGACCCUGCCUAAACUCCAAUUUCACCAAAGACAUUUCUAUCAGUUCACAGAUAACGUUGCAUCUUUUGGGACAUCCUACAAACAGAGGGUACUUGAUUUUCAUUUCUCAAGUCCCUCGUAAGGACUGGAGGUUGACGUCUCUUAUUUUUUUUUUGUCUCCAGUUCUGACUUGCCAUUUACCCUUUUGUUACCAUUUUUCUAUUGAAAUACUCUGCCUUUGUUUCAAAUAGAUUUGAAAAUAAUGAAGA
Octopus sinensis (East Asian common octopus) is the source of this 4268-nucleotide messenger RNA. RefSeq names its product smoothened homolog. The record is from RefSeq and is a predicted model, not a curated record. Gene Ontology annotation, molecular function: transmembrane signaling receptor activity; patched binding. The coding region runs from base 1403 to 3853 and encodes 816 amino acids. Gene Ontology annotation, cellular component: dendrite; plasma membrane; cilium. Lineage: Eukaryota; Metazoa; Mollusca; Cephalopoda; Octopoda; Octopodidae. Gene Ontology annotation, biological process: central nervous system development; positive regulation of smoothened signaling pathway; commissural neuron axon guidance. The transcript has 11 exons.